AUGCUGCGCACUAGGACUGUGCUGGUGACAGGAGCCAACGGCGUUAUAGGCCAAGGCGUAUGCCGAGCAUUUUCCCAAGCAGGCUGGACGACCUAUGGCCUCCUUCGAAGCGCACGUAGUGCGCAGGACCUGGUGUGUGAAGAAAUCAUUCCCAUUGUGGGUUCUGCAGCCAACUACUCGUCGUUUGUCGAUUCUCUGCCACCCAUCGACGUUAUCGUGUCCUGUUCCGAAGACAUCAAGAACUACAAGGCGCACUUCGACGAUGUCCUGGCGAUGAUCUUGGAGAUCAGCUCGGCCUCUUAUCGCCAGAGUGGCUCGAAGCCACUGGUCAUUUUCAGCAGCGGGUGCAAGGACUACGGGACAACCGCACGGCACGGCGACCCUGAACUUGCUCCCCACACGGAAAACAGCCCGCUCAAUCCCCCGGCGCUGUUGGCGAACCGCACGCAAUGUGCACUCAGCAUGUUCAAUCAUACCGGGGCAUUCGACGCCGUCAUUACGAGGCCGACCACGGUCUUUGGCCGAUGGGGCAGCUGGUAUGCCGUGUUUUUCAUGCUGGCCGAAGCUGCCAAAGCCGCCGGCCGCAAUAGCUUCACGCUUUACUCAACUCCCAAUGCGAUCCUGCAUGGCACCCACGUGGACGACGUGGGAACUGCGUACGUUGCGAUCGCAGAGGCGCCGCGACAGGUAGUGGCGGGACAGGUCUAUAAUAUCUCGGCCCACUCCUAUGAGACGCUCGCAGAUAUCGCCACAGCGGCGGAAAAGUGCCACGGCGUGAAAGUGGACUAUGCCGAUCCCGGACCGAAGGACGACAAGGAAUUCGGCGUCAACUCGGUAUUCAAUUUUUCUCAAUGGGUCGACUCGACCAAGCUCAGAACCCAAACUGGUUGGGUGGACCGGAAACCGCUCUUCCACGACUGGUACGAUGUAUAUAGAAGAGCAUGCGAGCAGGCAAAGGCAGACAAGAGCGACCAGUAUGUGAGGUACAAGGAGUACUUGUCAUUACUGAAGGAUCCGAGGUACGUCUUUGACGUCGAGGAGUAG
Fonsecaea multimorphosa CBS 102226 is the source of this 1044-nucleotide messenger RNA. RefSeq lists its product as uncharacterized. Bases 1 to 1044 code for a protein of 347 amino acids. The transcript has a single exon. NCBI's taxonomy places the organism in Eukaryota, Fungi, Ascomycota, Eurotiomycetes, Chaetothyriales, Herpotrichiellaceae. The record is from RefSeq and is a predicted model, not a curated record.